Vicugna pacos (alpaca) is the source of this 2395-nucleotide messenger RNA. It is a transcript of the gene LRRC45, whose product is annotated as leucine rich repeat containing 45. The record is from RefSeq and is a predicted model, not a curated record. Gene Ontology annotation, cellular component: plasma membrane; centrosome. Gene Ontology annotation, molecular function: protein binding. NCBI's taxonomy places the organism in Eukaryota, Metazoa, Chordata, Mammalia, Artiodactyla, Camelidae.
CGUGUCCUGCAGCAAUUGCAGGAGCUGUCCCGGGGCCGGCUGGACCUGGCCACACAGAGCCUGACAGUGGACAGCUGCAGGGCCCUGGGCAAGCUGUUGCAGAAGGGGUCACUGCUGACCGAGCUCAUCCUGAGUGACUGCAUGCUGAGCGAGGAAGGGGCCGCACUGCUGCUGCAGGGGCUGUGUGUCAACACUGUGGUGCGGUUUCUGGAUCUAAAGGGCAAUAACCUUCGAGCCACAGGGACCGAGGCACUGGGAAAACUCCUCCGACAGAACAGGUCCAUUCAGAGCCUCACCCUGGAGUGGAACAGCCUGGGCACCUGGGAAGAAGCCUUCGCCACCUUCUGUGGGGCCCUGGCGGCCAACAGCGCCCUGCGGCAGCUGGACCUCCGCAACAACCAGAUCAGCCACAAGGGCGCCGAGGAGCUGGCCCUGGCCCUGAAGAGCAACGCCAGCCUUCAGCAGCUGGACCUGCGCUGGAAUCACAUCGGCCUCCUUGGUGGCCGCGCCCUGGUGAACUGUCUCCCCAGCAACAGAACCCUGUGGAGGCUGGAGCUGGCUGGGAACAGCAUCCCCGGGGAUGUCCUCAGAGCUGUGGAGCAGGCCAUGGACCACAACCAGGACCGGCAGACCGCCUUCCGGGAGAACCAGGCCCGCACCCACGUGCUCAGCAAGGAGGUGCAGCACCUGCGGGAAGAGAAAUCCAAGCAGUUUCUGGACUUGAUGGAGACAAUUGACAGGCAGAGAGAAGAGAUGGCCCGGAGCAGUAGGGCAUCAGCAGUGCGUGUAGGGCAGCUUCAGGAAGCCCUGGAUGAGAGGCACUCCGUCAUCAAAGCCCUCAAGGCCAAGCUGCAGAUGGCAGAGGCUGCCCUGGCUCUGUCGGAGCAGAAGGCCCGGGACCUGGGGGAGCUCCUGGCCGCUGCAGAACAGGAACGUCGGAGCCAGGCACAGAGACAGGCGAAGGAGCACAGGCUGGAGCAGCAGGAAGCUGCAGAGCGGGAGUCAAAGCUCUUCAGAGACUUGUCUGCUGCCAAUGAAAAGAACCUGCUUCUGCGAAACCAGGUGGACGAGCUGGAGCGGAAGGCGAAGACUCAGCAGGAGCAGCUGUUCCUGGCCCGGCAGGAGCUGAGCAACACGGCUGCUGAGCUGAAGCUGCGGGCAGUCCAGGCCGAAGAGCGCCUGGAGCUCGAGAAGAAGAGGUCCCGGCAGAGCCUGGAGGACUCGGAGCACUUGCGCUUCACGGAGGUGGAACACAUGACUCGGCACCUGGAGGAGAGUGAGAGGGCCAUGCAGGAGAGGGUGCAGAGGCUGGAAGCCGCGCGGCUGUCCCUGGAGGAGGAGCUGAGCCGGGCUAAGGCAGCAGCGCUCAGUGAGCGGAGCCAAGCCGAGGAGGAGCUUGUCAAGGCCAAGAACCAAGUCCGUCUGGAGGAGCAGCAGCGCCUGGCUCACCUGGAGGAGAAGCUGCGGCUGCUGGCGCAGGCGCGGGAUGAGGCUCAGAGCGCCUGCCUGCAGCAGAAGCAGACGGUGGCCGAUGCCCAGGCGAGGGCCAGCCAGCUGGGCCUGCAGGUGGAGGGCCUGCAGCGGCGCCUGGAGGAGCUGCAGCAGGAACUGAGCAACAAGGACCAAGAAAAGGUCGCCGAAGUGACCAGGGUGCGGGUGGAGCUGCAGGAGCAGAAAGGCCGCCUGAAGGCUGAGCUGACGGCCCAGGAGGCGCUUAAGGAGAAGGUGGCAGCCCUGGAGCGCCAGCUGAAAGUGAUCGCGAGUGACCACCGGGAGGCACUGCUGGACAGGGAGAGUGAGAACGCCUCCCUCCGCGAGAAGCUUCGACUCAAGGAAGCAGAGAUCGCCCGGAUCCGGGAUGAGGAGGCCCAGAGGGCCAGCUUUCUGCAAAAUGCUGUACUGGCUUAUGUGCAAGGGUCCCCCCUGAGGACCCUGAGCCCCCAGAAAUGAGGGGAGGCAGGAAAACUCCGAGCAGCAGGAAGGUGGCAUCUGUUGGACGUCUGGGUCAUACCGCUGCCCAUCCCUUCCUCUCAAGGGACAGGCCAUCCAUCAGGCACGCCCGGGCUGUUUGGGCAGAGUCUACAGCUGGUGACUCGGAAAAUCAGUGGCGGGGUGGAUCUGAGAGCAGCCCCGCUGCGGGGGCCCAGAGGGCUGGCCAAGGGGGUUGGGGGUUGGAGUGGGCCCUGGCUCCUCCCCACUCCUUCGGUCCAGUCCCAGGGAGGAGGAGAUGUGCCUGAGAGCACAGACCCUCAUGGAAGACGGGGGGAGCGGCCCUGAGCCCUACAUGCCCCUCCGCCUCUGUUCAGUCACCUUCUAACAGCAACCCUGAGCUCAGCGGCCCCAGCGCGCCCUCUCUCCGGUAGUUCUGAAAUACAGGCUUUUGUACUUUGUGAUA